UGGUCUGUGGUGCUGCUUGCUGGCUGCUGCCUCCCUCUGUAGCGUUCUUUAUUUGGCUCCGAGUUAUUUUUGUCACUCAAUAUGUGCUUACGAGUCCCCCCAAUUCGAAGGUAAUGGCUAUGUCCAAACACAUGCUGGUCAAGCUUAGCCUACUGGUCUGCGCUGUACUGUCCCAGUAUGGAAUGGUGCUGGAAGCGAUGGGGGUAUUCCCAUACGGCCGAUAUGCCCGGGAUGUUUCUCAUACUGCAAACGGAGACUUACCUCCGCCAGCAGUGAACUCUGUAAGACCCCCGCCGGCGGAGGAGCAGCCGGAAGCCUUCCCCAUGCCGCCUAUUCCACGAGAUAUUCCAAGGGACGAGGACGAUGAGUCAGCCAACGUAACUAGGUCAAAGGCUGACAAGGUCACCCCAACAAAAGUUAUCGUUUCGCUGCUAUCAAAAUACGACGACAGAGUUAGACCAGACUUCAAAGGACCUCCAGUAAAAAUCUUCUGCCAGUUGGUUGUGAACAACUUGGGUUCGGUGAAGGCCGAGACUAUGGACUACAUCGUAACGGUUUUCAUGCGACAGAGAUGGGUGGAUUCACGUCUUCAACAUUACGACUUCAACGACUCCAUCGUUCUUUCAUCCCGUAAUCUCGACAAGGUUUGGCUGCCGGAUCUGUUCUUCGUGAACGAGAAGGCCGCAGGCUUCAUCUCUACUACAGGAAACAACAAGAUGCUGAGAAUAUACCCAAAUGGUGAAGUACUGUACAGCGAAAAAUACACGAUGCUGCUGAAAUGUCGAAUGAACUUCGAGAUGUUCCCGAUGGACACCCAGGUCUGCACCUUACAGACGGAGAGCUAUAGCCACACGGAUAAAGACCUCCUGCUGAUCUGGGAUGUGGACCCGGUGGUCCUCAGCGGUGACAUCGAGUUGCCCGAGUACAUCCUGAGGGGACGGCGGUUUACAACCUGUGAUUCUGAUCGAGAAAUAGGCACAUUCACCUGCCUUGAGGCACAAUUCAAGCUUGUUAGGAGACUAGGAUUUUACCUGCUGUCUAGCUACAUCCCCAGCAUUAUGAUCACGGUGUUGUCGUGGCUGACGUUCUGGAUCAGCCCUGAGAUUGCGCCUGCUCGCGUGGCUCUGGGCAUCACCACAGUCCUGACAUCAACAGCACUGUUUGGUGUAAACAGGCAGACCAUGCCAAGAUUCUCCUACAUUCGAGCCAUGGAUAUCUGGAUGAUGGUCUGCAUUACCUUCGUCUUUGGCGCUCUGGUUGAGUUUAUUGCGGUCCACUUCAUCUUCAAGAGACACAAGAAAUUCGGCUUCCCCAAGAAAGUCAGAAACCUCGUGGGACUCAACAAGCACUGGAAGUUCAAGUACAGGAAGCAGGACAAUACACCGCUGGAUCUCGAAAAUGGCACACCCAAAAAGAAACGCCGCCGACCCCGGAGGAGAACAGCCGCAGAAGUCACACUACUCUAUCAGACAAGAGCACGAAGAAUAGACCUCAUCUCCCGGGUGGUGUUUCCCGUUUCCUUCACAUUCUUCAAUAUCGCAUACUGGACUAUAUAUUUGUCUUGGUACGAGGCGUAGUAUAGCAACAUACCUCUUGGAGCAUAGACCAUUUUAUAUUGUAUAAGCAGGUUCACAAUUACGACUGCGCAUGCCUGGGGUCAAAGGUGAAAGCCCAUACGUCAUACAUGUCCUGACGUGUUUUGUGUUGUUUGGAGGGCCUUGUUUGAAAAUUGGCAUGCGCAGUAGUAAUUGUAAAAGGUCCCCAUUUCAGUGCAUAAGUGAAUUGCUUUGUGUUGAGAUGAAUGUCUUUUGUUUUAUUGUGGAAAAUUCUUGUAUUGUAGCAAAUUAGUGUCCUACGUUGCGUCUUUUUGGUUGUACAUAUACCCGUGGGCCUGUUGUGUCAUUGUGUACUAAAAUCAAUGUAAAUCUAAGUUUAAGAUGUAGGUAGGGAACGAAGAAAAAACAGAAAGUUUUAUCAGCUAUGUAAAGAAA
This is a messenger RNA of Branchiostoma belcheri (Belcher's lancelet), 1991 nucleotides long. RefSeq names its product glycine receptor subunit alphaZ1-like. The record is from RefSeq and is a predicted model, not a curated record. The transcript has 12 exons. Gene Ontology annotation, cellular component: membrane; neuron projection; synapse. Gene Ontology annotation, molecular function: transmembrane signaling receptor activity; neurotransmitter receptor activity; extracellular ligand-gated monoatomic ion channel activity. The coding region runs from base 114 to 1577 and encodes 487 amino acids. Lineage: Eukaryota; Metazoa; Chordata; Leptocardii; Amphioxiformes; Branchiostomatidae. Gene Ontology annotation, biological process: signal transduction; nervous system process; chemical synaptic transmission.